GUGUGUUUUGUUGUGUUGUUAUGUAUGUCGUGCGGGAGAACGAGUGCAGCCAGUAGCAGCGAUUCGACAGAGUGAGCAAGAGUAGAGGCAGCCGUCGUUUCGUUCGUCGGGGUUUUGUGUAGUGGCAAUUAUCAACCAGGUGACAUUACAAGCUAUUGGUAGUAAAGUUACGGCUACCGUAUCACGGGUCGGUAUCACGGCACUUACGGAGAAUCGCGUUGCACUAACUGCCAUUAGACUGUGUUCGACGUGCGUGAUUUUUGAUUGUGAUUUUCGAGCAGCGCGUACCCACUGGCGGCGCCGGUUGAUUUGAUCUGUCCGAAAACAAUAGUUCAACAAUUACCAGAAGUGCAGUGAUUUGGCAAGGUCAGAGCUCAUUUUUAGUACGUUAUAAAAGAAGCAAAAAGAAACAUGACGGAUUAUGGAAAGUGCUACUUGAAAGAAAAUUUGAUGGAAUGGCCAAAGUCAAAUUGAGUUUUAAAUGAGUGCAUGCUGGAAAUUGAAUGCUGCUAGUGACCGAUAGUUGCAGCAUUUUACAGUGAUUAAAUUCAAUAGAAGCGAAAGCUUUGGUUGACGAAACAAACAACAAACCACCCAAAAAGUAGUCAACCCGUGUUGUGCAGUGUUAUGUGUAAAUGAAUUUGUAGUUCGACAUUGGCAGCGGAAAUAACAAGCACAGAGUGAAUGAUCGAAACAGUGAUAGGCAGCGAACGGCGGUCCAGCAUUCCAAACGGAGAGAAAACCAUGUCACAUUUUCCUUUCCGAGGAUCGCCCACAACCCAGAGUACAACACCAUCUGCACCAUCUUCACCACCUGCAGCACCUAUCGCGAUGGCCGUUACAACGACAGUGCCUCCAGGAGCCCGCAGCACGUCACCAUGCUCUGCCACCUCCGGUCCACCAACGUCCGGCAGUGGACGAUGCUGUGAUACUGGUCGACCAAUCUUCACUGAUCCAAUUUCGGGUCAAACGGUGUGUUCGUGUCAAUACGAUCUGAUUAACUAUCAACGACUAGCCAGUGCUGGUAUCGCUGGCCCCGGUGGUGUUCCUCUAUCCAUGUACAGUGCACCGUACAGUCCGGAAACUAUGGCCGCGUACUUCCCGGCGAUAGGAGCCGAUCAAGCACCGUUCUACGCAAAUCCAGCCGCUGGCGGAAUCGACCUGAAGGAGAACCUCGCAGCUGGCGGAGCACCAUGGCCUUACCCCUCCGUCUACCACCCGUACGAUGCCGCCUUCGGUUACCCCUUCAACUCCUACGGAAUGGAUCUGAAUGGAGCGCGAAGGAAAAACGCCACCCGCGAGACCACAAGCACGCUGAAAGCGUGGCUGAACGAGCACAAAAAGAACCCGUAUCCGACCAAAGGCGAAAAGAUUAUGCUAGCGAUAAUCACGAAAAUGACCCUCACGCAAGUGUCCACGUGGUUCGCGAACGCGAGACGGAGGCUGAAGAAGGAGAACAAGAUGACAUGGGAACCCCGAAAUCGGGUAGAGGACGACGAUGUUAACCUGGACGAUGACGACGACGAUAACAAGAGCUUGAAGGACGAUAAGGAGAUUUUAGAUUCCAAAGACUCCGGUACAGGAUCGAGUGAAGAUGGCGAUAGACCCUCACGGUUAGACAUGCUGGAUCGACCAAGUAACAGCGAUUGGAAUGGAUCUCGGAACGGCAGCGGGCCAAACUCUCCAGACAUCUACGAUAGGCCCAUGCCAGGACAUCCGCUGCUUCACCCCUCCCAUUUUCCGCCACAUUUACGAGCCUCAAUAGGAACUACCCCGGAAAUCAAUCACACACCUAGUGGCAGUACAAAUCCCAGCAAGCCGAGAAUAUGGUCUCUAGCUGACAUGGCCAGCAAGGAGAAUAAAGACUCCGAAUCUUCAUCACCAACGGCAACAGGAUACUCACCGGGUAAGAUAAUUACACCGCUGGCCGGACGAGGUCUAAAUCCGUUACAUCAUCAUCCCUACAUGAGGCCUGAGUUUUACCGCAACCUUUACGGCCCACACCUGACAGCAAGCUCACCGGAAGUAUCGCUGCUGGAAUCCUACCAGCGUACAUUCGGAGCAACGCUAGCCCAUAACGGAAUCCCCGUCGGCAUCAAUCCUCUGAUAUCCAAAGCGUCCGGCAGUGGGCCUCCCUUUGCACCACUGAGUCUCACCACCAGCAGCAAUCCAAACAUGGCACCCCAACCAGGAGCGUCACCUGCCUCGAGUACAUCCUCUGGUCCAGAAAAUCUCACCCCUUCCUCACCUCAUACCGAAAAGCUUAUAUCCGUGACCAAACCAUGACAUCUGGAAAUCAAGUAAGAGAAUUAACCAUAGCCAUAGUUUCUAAAUUCGUAAAAUAAAAAAUAAAAACAAUCAGACAAUAAUGAUGAAUGUGAUUAUGAGUUUUUUUACCAUUCUCAAACCAUCACGAUCGACCAGCAAAUCUUUGCAGCUUUUCUCCUCUUUGCUUCCGUUGCAAAAUGGUGAAUCACUAAACAAUAAGCAAACAUUAGCAGCAAGGAAAGCGCCACUCGAUUUGAAAUAGAAUACUGCUAAAGCGCAAUCAAUAAACAAUCGUUGUUCUUGAAUUUCGGCAAUUUUUAUGUGACACCCCGGGCGUGUUUAUUUCAGUUCUAAACAAACCACUUUUUUCCUGAUACUCCGCUGCUUCGCCGCUGGCUGUCGCGCAAAAUCCAAAAGCCGACGGCAAAAUCGCCCACAGACAAAGCCAAACGAUGGGUUGUGUGCGAGACGCACUACUACCGGCGAGAGGUAAUCAAAGCAAGCGGUUGCCUCUUGUUUUCGAUAAGUUUCAAAAAGUUAAAUAUGUAAUGGUAAAAAGAAAUACUGAAGUGCAACGAAUUAGUCAUAAAAAAUCGGAGGAGAUAAAAGAGGCGUUUAAGAAAACGGAGUUUCGGCUGAGGAAAGGGAGAACAGUGCAAAAUUGUAUCGUCCAAAUUUAAGUUUAUUGUGUCUAUAAAAAGCGCUCGGACGCAGUAAAGUUUGAAUCUUUUCUUUUUCGGUAAAAAAGGAACUUUUUUUGUAUAUUGUAAUAAAAUGUUUGUAUAAAUGCAAAUAAUAAAUGGAAACAUUUAAGCAAAAGUGUUGUAAAUAAAGAACUAUAGAUAAAGGAAAUAGUGUAUGUGAUAUUAAAAUGUAUUAAAUAAUAACUGAUAAGAAGUAAAACGCAACGCGACGAAUCGACGGUUUUUAUUCCUUUUCGAUCGUGUAUCGUUCAUUUAUCGGGCGAAUUUUUUUUUCAAGAAAUCGUUCCUUCUACUCUUAGUCAAUUUACGGUAUCACUUAGUUUCCUCACCUUCUGGUAGUUGGCCGUUGCGUUUAGGUUUUUGUUUUAUUCGGAGAAACUGUGAAAAAUAAGAACAUAUCAUGGGAACUCACUUAAAGCCAUUUCACUAGUUCAAAAAAUAGCGUUUGCCAUCUUCUCGAGGCUUCCACAAUAGAGAAACAAAAGUGCUACCAAAUGCUUCAAAAAGUAGCAAUGUAUGGAAAACCCAAGUAGGAGGAAGAGGCACAGUAAUUUGUAUAAUUUAACAAUCAUUCAAGAUGUAGACUACUGAAGAGACUUGUAGAGGUUUAGCAGGUCUGAAGCAGGAAGGAAGAAAAAAAAAACAAACAUAAGCAAAUUCGAGAACAACAACCUAUGUAAAGCUGUAUAAAAUUAACGUUAGUGAAUUAUUUAACCAUCCUAUUUAUUUUGUAAUAAGAAAUAAGCGUUGAGUGUUCAAGUGCAGGAAAAUUACAACACCCUGUAAAAUGAGGACAUUUAAAUGAAUUUGACUAACUAAAACAAAGUGGAAAUCGUAUAUAUGAAAAUUAAACUUUAUAUAUUAUUGAGGUAAUGAAUUAAAGUAAUUGUACUGUAAAUUAUCAUACUGAACAAGAAGGCAAGAGACAACAACAGAAAACCAAUCGUAAUGUUACUAGUUGCAAUAAAGAGAAUGACGAAUG
Messenger RNA from Topomyia yanbarensis, 3954 nucleotides. It is a transcript of the gene mirr, whose product is annotated as homeobox protein caupolican. Gene Ontology annotation, cellular component: nucleus. Lineage: Eukaryota; Metazoa; Arthropoda; Insecta; Diptera; Culicidae. Gene Ontology annotation, molecular function: DNA-binding transcription factor activity, RNA polymerase II-specific; RNA polymerase II cis-regulatory region sequence-specific DNA binding. The coding region runs from base 685 to 2286 and encodes 533 amino acids. The record is from RefSeq and is a predicted model, not a curated record. The transcript is spliced from 5 exons. Gene Ontology annotation, biological process: neuron differentiation; regulation of transcription by RNA polymerase II; cell development.